CUUCUUCCCACGCGCGCCGAGCCCCGGUGGAUCCUGGGAAGUACAGCUGUGUGGGGCCCGCGGCCUUCUCCAGGGGCCGGGUCGCUGCAGCGGGGACCCUGGAUGCAACGCCGAGAAUUCGGAGCUCUCCCGGUUCACCGUCCAGGUCUCCUCGCUGCGCGCGGGAGCCAUGUCGCAGGGCUCGGUAACUUUCAGAGAUGUGGCCGUAGACUUCUCCCAGGAGGAGUGGGAGUGGCUUCAGCCAGCUCAGAGGGACCUGUACCGACAUGUGAUGCUGGAGAACUAUGACCACCUGGUCUCACUGGGUCUUACCAUUUCUAAGCCAGAUGUGGUCUCCUUGUUGGAGCAAAGAAAAGAGCCCUGGCUGCAGAGAGGAGAUGGCAGAAGAGACCUGUUUUCAGUUUCGGAGUCAAAUGGUAAGAUCAGAGAGUUUUCUCUCCAAAAUAUCACACAUGAAGAUGACUCACCCCAGUAUUUGAUAAAGGAGAGAAUUCUGAUCCAAGGCCCUGAGCAUUCCAGUUGUAAAGGAGGCUGGAAAUGCGAGGGUGUUACUGAGAUGCUGCAGAGAAAUCAGGCAUGUGUCAGGCAGGUGAAAGUGUCUCAUCAGGAAGCCUUGUCUCAACAUAGCGUCAGCUCCGUGGAGCGGCCCUAUGGAUGCGGUGAAUGUGGGAAAACGUUCAGCCGGCGCUUUUCCCUCGUGUUACAUCAGAGAACUCACACGGGAGAGAAGCCCUACAUAUGUAAGGAAUGUGGCAAGACCUUCAGCCAGAUCUCGAACCUUGUGAAACAUCAGAUGACACAUACCGGAAAGAAACCCCAUGAGUGUAAGGACUGUAGUAAAACGUUCAGUUACCUUUCGUUUCUUAUUGAACAUCAGAGAACACACACCGGGGAGAAGCCCUACAAGUGUCCUGAAUGCGGAAAGGCCUUUAGCCGUGCCUCCAACCUCACCCGACAUCAGAGAAUCCACAUCGGGAAGAAACAGUAUGUGUGCAGGAGAUGUGGGAAAGCCUUCAGCAGUGGCUCCGAGCUCAUUCGCCACCAGAUCACACACACUGGGGAGAAGCCAUAUGAGUGCAUGGAAUGUGGGAAGGCCUUUCGCCGAUCUUCACACCUCACGCGCCAUCAGAGCACCCACACCACCAAAACCCCCUACGAAUGUGAUGAAUGUAGGAGAGCCUUCCGUUGCCACUCAUUUCUUAUGAAACAUCAGAGAAUUCACACUGGAGAGAAGCUGCAUGAGUGUGACGAGUGUGGUAAAGUUUUCAGAUGGCACGCAUCGCUUGUACAACACAGGAAAAUCCACAGUGGAGAAAAGCCCUACGCGUGCACUGAGUGUGACAGAGCCUUUAGUCGGAGCUUCUCCCUUAUCCUACACCAGAUAACUCACACUGGAGAGAAGCCCUACGUGUGUAAGGUGUGCAAUAAGUCCUUCAGCUGGAGCUCAAACCUUGCCAAGCAUCAGAGAACACACACUCUAGUGAGCCCCUAUGAGUAUGAAAACGUGUUUAAUCACCACCCAUUCCUUACGGAACACCAGGGGGUUCACACUGUAGAGAAAACUUGAGAAUGUACAGGUAACAACAGUAGCAGCUAAUGCCUUACUCUUACUUCAGAGCCUUAUGUAAAGGUGCUGAACUGUGAAGAAGUGUGACCCAUACUUGUUCAGCAUCCUGGAGAAAAACGCCGGGAAUAUGUGGGACAGCUAUUCAAGCCACUCCUUUUCUACGUGAUGCCAAAAUAUGAGGUCAGUUAUGUUGAGAAGACCAUUCACCUGGGAGGAUUCCUUACUCCAUGUGUAAAAUCUCCUGCCAGGACACGAAUGCACGCCCCAUACGUAUGAGAAAGCUGCUAAUUAGAGAUCAGCUCACCCUCUGCAUCUGUCAUCUCAAGUAAGACAGGACACAUGGGGAAGGAUGCCCUUUCCUGGACACAUAAAAUUCAGGAUGAAGCAAAGUCUUCAAACAGUGAUUUGGGAAUGCCUUCGUGUGCUAUGCAGUAUUUAUUGGAUUUUAGAAUACUCUUCUAAGGAGAAAAACCCUGUAAAUGAGCUGGAUAUAGGUUGACCUUCUGCACACUUUAAACCUAUAGAAUUAUACGUGGAAAACAGUACCGUUGUAAUGCGUGUGGGGAAAUCUUACAGUUCCCACAAGUCAUACUGGGGGAAUCAGUGUGGGUGUUACUUUUUAGCAGGGGAUAUUUGUUUUAGCCUUUAUUUUGAAAAGCAAAUUCAGAGAAGAAAGCUAUGAAUAAAUCUUUUGACUGAGAGUAAAUUAAUAUGCACUUGAGUUUUUCCCACAGUGUACGUGAUUCUGAAACUGCAGCUACCAGUGUCGACGUCAGUGCAGAGCUCUGUGCUUUUGUGGAAACACAGACGUAACAAGGGAAACCGUAGGUGUCCCAGGUGUUAGCUUUCAGACCUUCCAUUUAAGGUUAUGCUCACAUUUACCCUUGAAUCUGCCUGGACAUGGCUUCCUGUCUGAAAUAAGUGUGAAUAAGGUCGACCACAGGAGAAUAUUUCUUUUGUAAGCACAUAUUUGUCAAAGUCAAUCAGAUGUUUACUUUUCAUGGACACCUGCCCACUUUCUAAUGUUCCAAUUAAAGGUUUACAUUAUCUUG
Rhinolophus ferrumequinum (greater horseshoe bat) is the source of this 2619-nucleotide messenger RNA. RefSeq names its product zinc finger protein 140 (gene ZNF140). Gene Ontology annotation, biological process: regulation of transcription by RNA polymerase II. The record is from RefSeq and is a predicted model, not a curated record. The transcript has 5 exons. Gene Ontology annotation, cellular component: nucleus. Gene Ontology annotation, molecular function: RNA polymerase II cis-regulatory region sequence-specific DNA binding; DNA-binding transcription factor activity, RNA polymerase II-specific. Lineage: Eukaryota; Metazoa; Chordata; Mammalia; Chiroptera; Rhinolophidae. Bases 170 to 1567 code for a protein of 465 amino acids.